Molecule: messenger RNA, 294 nt
Organism: Seminavis robusta
Lineage: Eukaryota; Bacillariophyta; Bacillariophyceae; Naviculales; Naviculaceae
Source: the annotation of a GenBank genome assembly
AUGCAGCAAGAUUCAUCGAUGACAGUCCAUUUUAAAAAUGGGAUGGCAUUUACGGGCAUGUCCACUAAUAUCCCCGGUGUAGGGUUCGAACUUGAGCUUCAAGUUCCAACACCUGUUGUAGGUCCAGGCGUUGCGGUUUUUGUUGACCUCAACCCGGUCUGGGAUUUGUCCGUGACGCUUAGUGUUGGCGCUGGAGUGGGAAGUUUAUUGCUGCACGGCUUCCCAGAAACGAGUACGGCAGACACAAACAAUACAAUCCUCUUCCUGAUAAGCUUGCCAGUGUUGUACUGGUAG